Molecule: messenger RNA, 860 nt
Organism: Rhagoletis zephyria (snowberry fruit fly)
Lineage: Eukaryota; Metazoa; Arthropoda; Insecta; Diptera; Tephritidae
Product: acid phosphatase type 7-like
Molecular function (GO): acid phosphatase activity; metal ion binding
Source: RefSeq, a predicted model, not a curated record
UGGGCCCCAGCCAAAUGUGGGUCACCUGGAUGAGCUUCGAGGAGAAGGCUCACUUUGCCGCCAACGCCACCGUCCAGUACGGCACCAAGCCGCACGUCCUCUCGCUGACGGCCACCGGCACUUCGACCUUCUUCCAAAAUGGCAAUCGAACCUCCUUCGUCCACCGAGUUCUGCUCGACAACCUGAAGCCGAGCACUGAAUACUUUUACCGUUGCGGCAGCGAAGAGUUCGGUUUUACUCCUGGUUUCAGCUUCACCACCCGCCCACUGGAUCAGGAGCACUGGAGUCCGCGAAUUCUCGUCUUUGGCGACCUGGGCCUCAGUAAUGGCGUCUCCAUUCCAUUCAUCAAGGAGCAGGUGGCGAAGAAGCAGUACGACGCCAUCCUCCACGUCGGCGACCUGGCGUACAAUCUGGACACGGUAGCCCUGCAGAAACAAAUUGUCGUACAAAAAAAAGAUGCUAACCCGCUUAUUAUCAACUUAUCUCAACAGAACAACGGCCACGUCGGCGACGAGUACAUGCGCAAGAUGGAGUCGGCGGUGGCCAACGUGCCCUACCAGACGGUGGUGGGCAACCACGAGGUCUACCGAAACUUCACCCACUACACCAACCGCUACACGAUGAUCGACGAGAAGACGGGCGAGAACAAUAACCACUUCUACAGCUUCAACAUUGGCCCCGUCCAUGUGGUCGCCUUUAGCUCCGAGUUCUACUACUGGUACUCGUACAGUGAGCAGCCGAUCUACACGGUCACAAACACUCGAAUUCAGUACGAGUGGCUGGAGGCCGAUCUGAGAGAGGCGAACAAGCCGGAGAACCGGAAGAAGCACCCGUGGAUCAUCGCUGCCGGUCAUCGGUAA